GCUAUACGAAAACUUAUGGGCUGUACCUCCGUAUAUAAGGGACACAGCUUCUUCACCAGGCUCUGUUCACUACAAUUCCAAAAAAAUUUAUGCUACGAUAAUCUUACCACAUACCUAGCAUGUCCGAGAUUUGUUCCCCCCAAGAUUCGUCCGCACUGCCAUCGCCGAAGGCGAGCACCGCUGUCAACUCCGAACAUGUGGAAACUGUGAAGAGGGAGAAAGUAAAGGGCAAGGCGGCAAACACUUCCCAGCAAGCAACGCCCGUGUGUUUGGUAUGGCUUCUAGUAUCUUCUUGUUCUUAUAAUUGCUAAUCAAAGCUCGGGUAAGGACAACAUGACCCCUACAAAGAGGGAGCUUUCCGUCUUUAUUUAUUCCUUCAUAUAGUUUAGGUGGAGUUUGAACAAUUGAAUGAAGGGCUACUAUCAUUAUAUAAAGGAUUGUAGAUAGACUUUUGUAAACUUCAGCGCUAUAUGCUCAGCCUAAAUUCGUAUAGUCUCAAUAGCUGUUCCUUUAGAAAUGAAAUUGUAUAGGUGUUACUUUGUG
Molecule: messenger RNA, 543 nt
Organism: Sclerotinia trifoliorum
Lineage: Eukaryota; Fungi; Ascomycota; Leotiomycetes; Helotiales; Sclerotiniaceae
Source: the annotation of a GenBank genome assembly